Messenger RNA from Piliocolobus tephrosceles (Ugandan red Colobus), 3319 nucleotides. RefSeq names its product signal-induced proliferation-associated 1-like protein 3. The coding region runs from base 398 to 1183 and encodes 261 amino acids. The record is from RefSeq and is a predicted model, not a curated record. Lineage: Eukaryota; Metazoa; Chordata; Mammalia; Primates; Cercopithecidae. The transcript is spliced from 6 exons.
GGGCCUCCCCCACUGGCUGCCAACUCAGUGCUCAUGGCCGUGUCCCCGGCACCUGGGACAGGACAGCACAGCAGGCUCCGUGUGGUUCCCAGGAAACGUUUGUGGAAGGAGGGAAUGGAUCGAAGCCCCUCUCUGCCACACUUGGCUGGGUGAAGGAGAGAAGGCUGUGGCCAUGUGUCCCGUGGGAGCCGGCCCUCUUGAAUCGUAACAGCUUUGAAAAGUGGCUUGAGCCUCCCUGGCACCCCUCUGACCCUGACGCUCCCAUUCCAGGCAGGUGGACACGAACACCAAAAACGUCUUUGGACAACCGAGGUUGAGGGCAUCCCUCCGAGACCUCCGGUCGCCACGUAAGAACUACAAAUCCACCAUCGAGGAUGACCUGAAGAAACUUAUCAUCAUGGACAACCUGGGGCCAGAGCAGGAGAGAGACGCAGGAGCACCGCAGAAGGGCCUGCAGCGGACGCUGUCGGACGAGAGCCUGAGCAGCGGGCGCCGGGAGCCCAGCUUCGCCAGCCCCGCUGGCCUAGAGCCAGGGCUCCCCAGCGACGUGCUCUUCACCAGCACCUGCGCCUUCCCGUCCAGCACGCUGCCUGCACGCCGCCAGCACCAGCACCCCCACCCGCCCGGCGGCCCCGGCGCCACCCCUGCCACUGGCAGCGGCUUCCCUGAGAAGAAAUCCACCAUCUCGGCCUCGGAGCUCUCGCUGGCUGAUGGGCGGGACCGCCCCCUGCGGCGCCUGGACCCUGGGAUGAUGCCCCUGCCUGACACGGCUGCUGGCCUUGAGUGGUCCAGCCUGGUGAACGCAGCCAAGGCAUACGAAGUGCAAAGAGCCGUCUCACUCUUCUCUCUGAACGACCCGGCCCUGAGCCCGGACAUCCCGCCUGCACACAGUCCUGUCCACAGCCACCUGAGCCUGGAGAGGGGACCCCCGACCCCCAGGACCACCCCUACCAUGAGUGAGGAGCCGCCCCUGGAUCUGACAGGCAAGGUGUACCAGCUGGAGGUGAUGCUGAAACAGCUGCACACUGACCUGCAGAAGGAGAAGCAGGACAAGGUGGUGCUCCAGUCAGAGGUGGCCAGCCUGCGGCAGAACAACCAGCGGCUGCAGGAGGAGUCGCAGGCCGCCAGCGAGCAGCUGCGCAAGUUUGCCGAGAUCUUCUGCAGGGAGAAGAAGGAGCUCUGAGGCGGGAGGCCACCACCCGGCCUUCGCUCCUUCCCUGCAGGCCAUGGCCCUGCUCUCCUCUCUCCCUCCACUCGGCUCCCAGCUGCCCGUGUGACCAAGAUGACUCAGCCAGGGCCCUCCCCAUGGACACGGAAACCCCGAUGGCCUCACUAGGGCUGUGAGUCAGGGUCAGCACACGGCCCUCGUGCCCCAGUGGGCGACGUGGUCUCAGGCCUCCCUCCGAGCUGCCCAGCUGUGUUCCCGGUGAGCUGGGCCAUGCUCACACCGCGUCCGGGCCUGUCCCGCUGUCCCCGUCUAGCCUCUUCCUGGGACCAGCCCUCUGCAGCUGAUGGGGACAGACAGAGGAGCCAGUCUCCAGACCCCUCGGCUCCAGGAGGUCACAUAGCAGGUUUCUGCACCAUGCACAAGGACGCUGCAGCUUGUGGGGCCGAGGCCCCUGCAUGAAAAGUACAGCGUGAAAGCAACCCUUUCUUCCCCACACCCAGAGAGGUGAGGCCCGCGUGGACACAGACCAGGGCGCCUCGGUCCCUAGCGCGUGAGCUCCAAAAAGCACGAACAUGAUCCCCCCCAACCCCCUCCUCCCAAAAAGCUGCCAGGAGCACUUUCUUAGAGUUUAAAUUAUUUUCUUGGGGGCCUGAGGAUAGAGAGAGGCAAGGCCAGCCUCCAGAGCCAAUUUAUUUGAGAGAGAAACUCUAUUUGUACCUCCGGGACGGUUUAUAUGAUCUUUUUCUAUCAGCUCCUCUUCCACCAGAGGCCACUGCACCUGGGCUGGGGGUCCACAGGCCCCUCCACCUUCCAGCUAACCAGGUCAGGCCGGGGCGGUGGAGCCACCACACAGCCGACUCUCUCCUCCUCCCGGCACGACCUGGCCCUGACCAGCAGCCUCGGCUUCUUCUGGGCUCCAGGAGGGGCUCCCGAAGCCCUCAGUACAGGGCUGGAGGAGAACAGCCUUCACCUCCUCCUCUGGUUUUUUUUUCCUUUGCAAGUCUCCCAGCCCAUUCUCUCCGAGCAGCGACCACCAGGACCCCCUCACCGUGCUCCCUGGGGAACACUGCGCCCCGCGAACCCCACUGGAUGCUGGUUCUCUAAAGGCAAUAAGGAGCGGCCAUGCCGGUGUGGUACCACGCUGUUCACCCAGGAAACCGUUUCUUUUUUUCCUUCUUUAAAAACAAACAGAAAAAGAUAUAUAUAUAUAUAUAUAUAUUUAUUUUUUCAUGUAGAGUUGGCGCCAGAACAAGCCUAUAUGGCCACAGUCUGUGGAUUCACCCCCCAACCUCAAGCUGAGGACCAAGGCGUGUCCCCCGUGGGCUGGGGGUCAGUGGGAGGACCAGAGGGAGGAAGUCAGGGCAGGCGGGCAGGCUGGUGCCCUUUCUGGGAGGCACCAGGCGGGGAGGAGUUGGCAGAGCAGGUCUGGCCGUGAGCCAGCACCAGGCAACCCGGCCCUUGUCCAGGGACCCCUGCCACCUUCUCUCUGGGGUCAGGAACCUCAGGGAAGGGGGCUCCGGGGACUGCAUGGGACGCAGGCACUCAGAGAGGUGCCAGUGUGGGUGGGUGGGGGUGAGAGAAGAGGGUUCGCAUCGGUCUCCUGUGAUCAGCCUCUGGCCCCCUGGAGGAGGAACCCUUAGCGCUGCCCCUGCCCCUACCCUCACCCCCCACACCGAGAGUGAGGUGGGCGUGCCCCAGGCAGCGUCCUCAGCCCUGGCCAGCUACUGUGAUGCCAUCUUCUCCCCCAUCCCCUUCUCUGGGGGACCCUCCCGUCCCCCACCCCCACCCCUUAGACCCUAAUCGGGCCCCUUUUGUUUUCUUCAGUUGUCUCCUCCCAUCUUCAGAUCAUUCGAAUCAUUUUGGGGACUUAAUCAUGUACAUGGACAAGUGAAAAUUAUGAUUUUUUGUUUUGUUUUGUUUUGUUUUUUUAAGGAUUUCUGCAAAAACAGAUCUAUUUAAUUUGAGGUUGGUGUUCUAUCUGAUGGCUGAAGAUAGCAGCAGGUUUUUUUUUUUUUUUUUUCCCAUAUGUUGAUUUUUUCAUUUGGAUUUUUUAUUAUUAUUCUUUAUUGUCUUUUUUUCCCCCCCAUCCCUGUCUUGAGAUUUUCUGGCAUGUUUCUGGAGGUUUCAAAGGAAAUAAAUGUUUCAUAGAAA